UAAUGCUCGGUCAAUAAUGAACAAAGUUGAUGAACUUCGUAUGCUAAUUAAUGAUAAGCAACCUGAUGUUUGUUGCAUAUGUGAAUCCUGGAUAACAUCAGAUACCGCCACGGAGCGAUAUUCUAUCGAAGGCUAUAAUGUUUUUAAUUAUUGCAGGUCAAAUAGAAAAGGUGGAGGAAUACUAACUUAUGUUAAAGACAACAUUGCUGCAGAAAUCUUCUCGGAUAUUGUGGUCCCAGAUGAACUCGAGGCUCAGUGGCUAGUAUUGAAGCACCCAAGGCUCCCUCGGGUAGCACCAUAUAUUGUGUUAGGCAGUGUUUACCUGCCAUCUAGAACCGAAGCUGAAAAUGGUAAUGUAAUGUUAACCCAUCUACAUACAUGUGUUGAUCUAACUAGAGUUAAGAAACCACAAGCCGGAAUCUUUAUUUGCGGAGAUCUGAACCGACUUAACAUCAGUUCACUUUGUACAG
This is a messenger RNA of Anneissia japonica, 470 nucleotides long. RefSeq lists its product as uncharacterized. Gene Ontology annotation, molecular function: catalytic activity. The record is from RefSeq and is a predicted model, not a curated record. Lineage: Eukaryota; Metazoa; Echinodermata; Crinoidea; Comatulida; Comatulidae.